AUGACGCCAAAUGAGCUAAAGUAUUCGCCAAUUGAAAAGUUAUGCUUGGCACUGGUCUUCUCAAUUCAAAAGAUGAAGCAUUAUUUUCAAGCUCAUGUUGUCCGCCUUAUUUCUAUAGCAAAUCCCAUCAAGUUUGUUAUGUCAAAACCUGUCCUUAGUGACCGACUAGCAGGAUGGUACCUCCAAUUCCAACAAUUUGAGAUUGUGUACAUCCCUCAAAAAUCCGUGAAGGGACAAGCACUAGCGGAUUUCUUAGCAGACCAUCCUAUACCAAAUGAUUGGGAGUUAACUGAUGAGUUUCCUGAUGAAGAUGCGAUGUUAAUUGAAGUUCAACCUCCUUGGAAAAUGUACUUUGACGGGGCUACACAUCGCGGCGGAGCUGGUGCUGGUGUGGUGUUCAUCACUUCACAAGAAGAGAUUCUACCAUUCUCUUUUACUCUAAAACAAUGUUGCUCCAUUAAUGUCGCUGAAUAUCAAGCACUGAUACUUGGACUUGAAAUGGCCGUUAACAUGAAACAAUUACAUUUACAGGUCUUUGGUGACUCUCAAUUGGUGAUUAAUCAACUCUUAGAAAGUUAUGAGGUAAAAAAUCCUGAAUUGCGACCUUAUCAUGAUUAUGCUCAAAAGUUGAUAAGAUGGCUUGGGGAUGUAACCCUUCAACAUGUGCGUCGAACAGAGAAUAAGAAAGCUGAUGCAUUGGCUACUCUAGCUUCAACGCCCUUCGUAAUCAAACGCAAGUAA
Messenger RNA from Solanum pennellii, 741 nucleotides. RefSeq lists its product as uncharacterized. Bases 1 to 741 code for a protein of 246 amino acids. The record is from RefSeq and is a predicted model, not a curated record. Lineage: Eukaryota; Viridiplantae; Streptophyta; Magnoliopsida; Solanales; Solanaceae. The transcript has a single exon. Gene Ontology annotation, molecular function: RNA-DNA hybrid ribonuclease activity; nucleic acid binding.